Trichosporon asahii var. asahii CBS 2479 is the source of this 723-nucleotide messenger RNA. RefSeq lists its product as uncharacterized. The record is from RefSeq and is a predicted model, not a curated record. Lineage: Eukaryota; Fungi; Basidiomycota; Tremellomycetes; Trichosporonales; Trichosporonaceae. Bases 1 to 723 code for a protein of 240 amino acids. The transcript has a single exon.
AUGAUGUCCGGGCGUCCUCUAGUCGGGACGCAAGACACCUACUCUCAGAGCAACGAUCGUUUCGACAGUCCAAUGGAUCAACCUCCCACCUAUGACCGAUAUAGUGAUCGCUUCGCCGACAAGCAGCUGCACGACCAUGGGCCUGAACAGAACGCCUACGAUUCGAACAAUCCCUUCGUUCCGUACAGCGGUCCCGGGUACAGCGACAGUACUGAGGGGCGGCGUUACGAAGAGCCAUGGUCCUACACAGACAACAAUCAUCCCAAGACGCCCGUUGCUCGUCCGAAUCCAACCGAGUACAACCCGCUGUUUGAACAACCUGAUGCCAUGGAGAUGCGGCCAUUGAAUCCGAGCAAACCAGCCGAGUCUUGGCCACCGCCUCCUGCAACACACUCGCGUCGGGAGCAGGCUGCCGAAGCCCUCCUAUUCGCCACUGGCAUCGGGCGUCUUUUGGUGCUACUGCGCAUGAAGAAGGAUGUCCCAGUGCAAGAAGCCAUCAAUCGGAAGCGCUCCAACGUCUUGCCUCAGAAGUGGCCGAUCAUGACUAUUUGUUUGAUCGUUAUCAUGACUUGCAUGAUGAUUUGGGAGCUCAUUGUGAACAAGCAGAAGACGGGGAGUGUCAUUGCGACAAAGCCGACUUUCAACUACAUGAUCGGGCCUUCAUUUGAGGUUCUCAUCAACAUCGGCGCCCGUUUUGUUCCGUAUGCCCCAACUUGGAUGUGA